GAACGCUGGGGAAGUUUUCAGAGACACUGACGAGCUCCCGACAGACGGACACUCUGGCAUCUGUUGGACCUGUUGGAUUGUAGAAAACACAAUCUGACGACAAAGUUUGGAGAGUUUCUCGUUCUGCUGCGGCUUCAGCGGAUUUAUUGCGCUUGUGUGACCCCGCAGAUCCAACCGUCGGUGCGCUGACACGCGGCACAAACAUGUUUUUAUGCAACACGAGCGCCAUAAAGGACUGGAGCUACUUUCUGUCUCAGAUACUGCCUCUGAUGAACAAAACCACAGGCUUGGUGAACAUGGACAAAGCGGAGGAUGUGACGACCACCAUGGUGACGGCUCUGCAGCCGGACAGCGCCAUGAGCGCCAGCAACCCGCCGCUCAACUCCAACCACACGUCGGGCAUGGAGCACGUCCUCCAGUACUCGUACUCGGAGAGUGACCUGCUGUACACGGACUACCGGACACCUGCACGAGACUCCAUCCCGCUGCCCAAAGCGGUCCUCUACCUGGUCAUGGCGGCGCUGGUGGUGGUGGCGGUGGCGUACGCGAUAGUUGGACACCUGGUCAAAGAUGUGGUCAAUGAAUUUGUCGGUGGAGGCAGGUCGAUCGUCACUGAAGGUGACAGCGGUGAAACCAGCGAACCAGACUGGGUGUUUGGCUCUCGUCGAGUCACCAGGGGCAACAAGACCGAGAUAAACUGCAUCACCAGCAGCAUGAACGAGAUGAGUGAGCUGGGCGAGAGGCCUCGGCUGAUGGACCUGAGCUACAUAUCGCUGAACCACACCAACUGCCUGAGCUCCAGCAGGCCGGAGGAGAUAGUGGUCACCAUAGACGAGACACUGCAGCAGCGACCUCCGGACACUCGCUCUGGGACUUAACUGGGCCUUUCUGACCUCCCCUGAGAGAAACAUGGCAGCGUAUUUGCUUGCAUUUCUUGUCCAAGUGGAUUUACAAGCCUUUCAUGAAUCAAAGCUCUAUCCACUGUUUUGUCAGCUGCAGGUGGCCUGUAAUACCUGUGUCAUGCCAGCCUGUGCUGGAACAUUGGAGGCAUCAGAUGCUGAUGCUUGUGUCAGACUGGACUCCUUUGUGUGGAGCGCACCAGCGAGGACGUCUGCAGCUUCUCUUGGACAAGCAGUCUGAGAAAGUAUUUACUGCCCUCUUUUCCAGUUGGUCCCUUGUGAAAAUAUCCCUGUGUUCACUGUAACCUCACACAGUAUGUAAUCACUGUACAUGUACAACAGCCACCGGUCAGUGCUUAUUGUAUUAUUGCUGUUAGCAAGGUUAAACACGUCAAUCACAUCAACCCCUUCUUUUCCACUUUGAGGCUGUGAGACAGAGUUUUUUUGUACUUCUUGUAAAAUUUGUG
This is a messenger RNA of Scatophagus argus, 1366 nucleotides long. RefSeq lists its product as uncharacterized. NCBI's taxonomy places the organism in Eukaryota, Metazoa, Chordata, Actinopteri, Scatophagidae. The transcript is spliced from 3 exons. The record is from RefSeq and is a predicted model, not a curated record. Bases 204 to 878 code for a protein of 224 amino acids.